CAAGUUAGACCACAAACACAGACAUCACAAUCAUCACAAGUGAUCCGUCCGCGACUGAGUGAGCCUGUGUUUGUCAAACUACUGAAAUUGUUAUGUUCUAAAAAGGUUCUAAAGUAUUUUCAAGAAAAAAUAGUUCGCUCGUUUGGGCGUCUGCACAUCGAACAAGAUGUUCAAGUUAAUUAUAUCCCUGGGCGUACUGGCGCUCGCCCGGGCCGCGCCUCAGGCAGCGGACGGUGACUUGGACGCGGUCAUCGCACAGAUCUUCGGCAAGCCGAGCUCCACCAUCGCGCCCGCUGUCGACAACAAGAACAACCUGGCGUCGACAAUUGUGCCACCUAUCAACACUAAUACGCAGACGGGCGUAAAAUCGCCGUGCAAAACCGAGGACGGGGCAGACGGCACCUGCGUCAACUACUACCUGUGCAACACCGACAACAACGUCAUCACGGACGGCGUCGGGCUCAUCGACAUCAGGGUAGGCGACGGCAAAUGUCCGUCAUAUUUGGACGUGUGUUGCAUCGCCCCAGACACCAGGGACCCUAUUGACCCUAUCACUCCACCCCCGGACAAAUUGCCUCAGCGCACAGGUUGCGGUUGGCGCAACCCCAACGGAGUAGGCAUGGCCACCACGGGAGACAAUGACAGUGAAGCCAAGUUCGGAGAGUUCCCAUGGAUGGUUGCCAUUCUUAAUACCGACUACAUUGACCCCAGGAUCGAGCCAGUCAACGACAAUGACCCUGAAGGUCAGAAGCUCAACGUGUACGUCGGAGGAGGUUCCCUGAUCGACCCCAGCGCGGUGCUCACAGCGGCUCACUACGUUGCGGAUAGGAAGCCCAUCAGGGUGCGAGCUGGGGAAUGGGACACGCAAACCACCAAGGAGCUGUACCCUUACCAGGACAGAGAUGUUUCCGCCAUUGAAAUUCACAAGGAUUUCAACAAGGGUAAUCUGUUCUACGACAUCGCGGUGCUGUUCCUGAGCAAGCCAAUGGACAUGGCACCCAACGUAGGAAUCGCAUGUCUGCCGCCACCACGCGAGCGUGUGCCCGGCGGCACGCAAUGCCUCGCCUCGGGCUGGGGCAAGGACAAGUUCGGCAAAGAGGGACACUACCAAGUCAUACUUAAGAAGAUCCAAGUACCAGUAGUGGAGAGGAAGCAGUGCCAGGCCGCACUACGCAAGACCCGUCUUGGCCACUUCUUCGAGCUCCACAGUUCGUUCAUGUGCGCUGGCGGUGUGGCCGGCAAGGACACUUGCAAGGGUGACGGAGGAUCUCCUUUGGUGUGCCCUAUUGAGGGUGACCCAGACCGCUACAUGCAGAGUGGUAUAGUGGCGUGGGGCAUCGGCUGCGGCGAGGACGGAACCCCCGGUGUCUACGUCGACGUGUCCAACCUGCGCAACUGGAUCGACGACAAGAUCGCCGGCAAGGGGCUGGACACCAAGCUCUACUCCUUCUAGAAGAUAUCAAGAAGCAACAGAAACAUCUCAAAUCAAUCAAUAAUCAAUAGAAAUUCUAUUCUCAUUCUAUCAUGCGUCUACUGCUGGACAUAGGCCUUUCCAAGAGCGCGCCACCAAAUACGGUCCUCCGCCUUCCUCAUCCACCCGCUCCCCGCCAUCUUCUUCAGGUCAACAGUCCAGCGGGCUGGAGAUCGUCCCACACUGCGCUUACCGGUACGCGGUAAUCCAUACUAUUAUGAUAUACAAGGCGGCCUCAUUCCACUUUCCUUCUUCUACAAACGCACCGCACGCCACCGCACGCAGUUUCACCCUCACCACCUGGGUGUCUGGUGCACAUCAACCGCCCGUUGUGCUAGAUCCUUUUUUACACGCACAUACCAACUAUGGAAUCAACUCCCAUCAGCUGCGGUUCCCACUAGAUUACAACAUGGGGUUAUUCAAGGGGCGGACCAACAAAUUCCUGAAAGGCCGGCAACGCAUCGGCGGUACCUCUGGUGCUGCAAGUGUUAAUGGGUGGCGGUAAUCACUUAACACCAGGUGACACGCCUGCUCGUUUGCUCGCUAUCUUUUAUAAAAAAAUAAACGCAGGAGAACAGUGACAUACAUACCAAAUUCUCACUAUACAGUCAAAAGUUACCACUUGUCCCUACAAAAUGACAUAACUAGGUACUGUUGAGCUGUCCCCAAAGUAGGUACUUAACAACUAUAAAGGGUCGAUACACUGUUCAGAUUUCCCCGGCUGAACAGUAACUGCAAGUUUUAACUUGUCUAUUUUUGUAUGAAGAUUGUAUUUUGUGUUCUUGUAAGGGAUCUGAAUUUCAAUAUUGUUAUAUACAAUCGAGAACUUGUUCGAGUAUUCCUGUCAAAAACUAGACAAAAUGGUCGUCACAGACUACGUUUGUGAAAAUACAAAUAUUAUGUCUAAGUCUUAGAACUAUUUUGUGGUGAUUUCAAUCCCAAUUACUAUGUGAAAAGUUACCUACAGUCACAUAUUUUACAUUCUGACCUACAAAAAGAUAUUUUGAUAAUAAUCACUGAUUGAUGUGUACUGUAUAUUUUUAAAAUAUUGACGCAAAUGAACAAAUUUUUACUAAUAAAACAAUUGCCUUAGUUUAUUUUAAAAAAUGUGAUAUAAUGUUAUUACUUAUCUGUAUUUGAAUAAAAUAAUACUCAAUUUAA
Maniola jurtina (meadow brown) is the source of this 2632-nucleotide messenger RNA. Its product is annotated as phenoloxidase-activating factor 2. The transcript is spliced from 9 exons. Gene Ontology annotation, molecular function: serine-type endopeptidase activity. Gene Ontology annotation, biological process: proteolysis. The coding region runs from base 167 to 1453 and encodes 428 amino acids. The record is from RefSeq and is a predicted model, not a curated record. Lineage: Eukaryota; Metazoa; Arthropoda; Insecta; Lepidoptera; Nymphalidae.